AAUAUGAGAAUCCUCAAUAAACACUUAGUAAAAAAAUUUUUUGGCCUUCCCCCUUAGUCACGCAGCAGUGUAGCAUACACUCUCAUCCUCACUCAAUAUACACAAACACAAAAGAGAGAAGAAAUCAAAGAGGAGAAGGGAAGGAAGGAAAGAGAGGACGACGCCGUCUAGGGCUCCGCCGACUUCGCCAUCGUCGUCGAGCGCCAAAGAGAGAGAGCUCGACAAUGACAGGAAAUGCGAUGGAGGAGAGAAAAAGGAGGUGCUCCGUCGCCGCUGAAACUCCACCACCACUGCUAGGGCUUGUUUCAGUCACCGUUCUGCCACCGUCGGGAUUCUGUGCCCCCGCCGAGGAGCUCGAAAGGAGGAAGGAGGAAAGUGUCGAGCUGCAGGAGUUUUCAUUGGGUUCAUGCCCUCCUAGUGUGGGUCUUCAAGGGAUGCGAUGGUCAACUAUCGUUGAUCAGGAAAAGCUUUUUGUAAGAGCCAUUCAAGAGUUAUGGCAGUGGUGGUCGCGGUUAUUGCGCGUGGUGGUGGAUACAGAGGAGGAGGAGGCAGUGGUGAUGGUGCUUGCUACAGCUGCGGUGGUGGUGGAAGCUGUAACAACUGUGGGUAUUUUAGGCUUUUGCAAGGGACUGCCCAACAAGCUCUCGCUGAAAAAUUGCAGCCUGGUGGGUUUGAGGGGAAGGAGGAGACUGUAAUUUAGCAGAGGAAUGGUGUAGUUGAGUGGGGCAGCAGAGGUGGUGGCAAUGGCCUGAUCAGAUUGGCUCUUGGGAGUAGGCAGAGGAGCAUUACUGAACUCCUUCAGGUGAGAAUUUACGCCAAUUUCUAUAUCUUGGUUUCCUUGAUUGGUUAGUUUGUUUGUAUUGUUUCAUGUUUAUGUUUUUUGAAAUUCCAAUUACUGUGAUAUAAGAGAUUCUAAUUGAGAACAAAUUGCCUUGUCCUUUUUAUAAGAGAGGGUGCAAUGAGAAGCACAUUCACAUGUAUCUUUUUGUUAUUGAUGAUGCAUGCGUUAUGCUUGAUUGGUUGAGGCGCAGUUUCAUAGCAUUGACAUUUAUAAAUCAUGAUAUAAUUGGUCGUGAAAUUUGCUCUUUUAAUUGAUUUUGGUUGGCUAGCAAGCAAGGAUGCUUUAAAAAUGUCUGUUGUUUUGGUGCCGAAUGUCCACUUAGGUUAAUUAACAGAUGCUUUAAUUUCACCGUUCCAUUGGAUACUCCAAUAGUUACAAAUGUUGUUUGUAUUGUAUUUGCAUGAUUAAGCUGAGAAUGAAAGCACUUUUUCCUCCAUCUUCCCCUUCAACCGUGGAUUGGUGCUACUUUGUUGUUUUAUUUAAGAGGUGCUGUGAUGAUUUCAUAUUCCCCUUAAGAAUGUUACUUUAUGUGUUGGCCGGAUCCUAAUUUUAUCAAUGAAUGCUAUAUCAUUGUCUAGUAUUGGCACCAUAUAAAAUAUCCAUUCUUAAAUACUUGUCCUAUCUAUAAUCUUACUUUGUAUGCGUGUGUGUGACAUCAUUUCUAAUACCUGUGCUAUAUCCAAUGUUUUCACAUUCAUUUGAGCAUCAUGAAGGUGAAUAGUAAGUUAAGAAAUAAUAUCUUGUGUUUAAAAAAUAGCAAUAACUAGUUUCUCUUAGAUGGUCAAAGAAUUGUGCAUCUGUACUGGGAAUUGUAGAUAGUGAAUUUAUUAUGUAUGAUCAUGCUAAAAAGUACUUAUCAUGUAUGAUCAUGCUAUCACUUCAUAUUUUGAUGGGUUUCUUAUUGUGCAGGAGUCUGAUUUAGUUUGAUUUAGAUAGUUUAUUAGAGUAGAUUAAUGUAGCAUUUUCAGCCAAAAUAAUUGUUGGCUCAACACCUCUGAAGCAGAAUCAGAGGCAUGAAGGUAAUGCAAGGAUUAUUAGAAGCAUACUCUCAAAUAAGGAAAUGCA
Molecule: messenger RNA, 1906 nt
Organism: Arachis ipaensis
Lineage: Eukaryota; Viridiplantae; Streptophyta; Magnoliopsida; Fabales; Fabaceae
Source: RefSeq, a predicted model, not a curated record